Messenger RNA from Rhodofomes roseus, 1659 nucleotides. RefSeq lists its product as uncharacterized. The record is from RefSeq and is a predicted model, not a curated record. The transcript is spliced from 5 exons. NCBI's taxonomy places the organism in Eukaryota, Fungi, Basidiomycota, Agaricomycetes, Polyporales, Fomitopsidaceae. The coding region runs from base 1 to 1659 and encodes 552 amino acids.
AUGAUCAUCGACGACGAGGACCCGGCUUCGCCCUCGAAAGACCAGCAGGCUCUUCCAGCGGUUCAACACGCCCAGGACGACGGGCCUCCCCCUGCAUACACCGCCCCCGAUCCGGGUCCGUCUCAGGUUAUCGCUCCGGUUCAUGACCCGCGAUAUGCGCCCUACGAUCCUCUGCUCGACCCGGAGAGACGAUUUGAGAAGGGGGAACCAGCUGGAAGGCGGUUCAUGAAGGCGUUUGCUGUCGCUGCUCUGAUAUGGGCUCUGCUUGUUGCCCUUACCCAAGGCACAUUGCUUUGGACGCGUGUCAAUGCGAGAACCGGCGUGGUGAGUCUCCAUAAUCAUAAAACAUCUUCACUCUACGGUGCUGUCCUUCCAGACGGCCGAAUAAUAGAGUGCCGCACGGGACAGUCUCGAUGGGCUGCACAUGAUGGAGGGCUUCGUUCCAUGUCCCUCGAGAUGCCUAUGCCAUCGGACGCCUUCUAUCUAUUUGCUCGCGGCAGCUACUCUUCAGGUCACCUAAAUGUAGUGCACGACACCGACUGGACGCUGCGCGACACUAUCAAAAUUGACAUCCAAGUUCAUACGACAUCCCCAGACACCUUGGCCGGAGCCACCAUUUGCCGGAUGCAGCGGAAGGAAGGGGAGCAGGGGCUCGCGCUGCUGACCCCGGAUGACACGUCAGCCUAUGCGCAAAUGACUUGGUCCAUAAAAGUCCAACUACCCCUCUCCUUGAACUCGGACCCCUUGUAUUUCCCUGCAUUUGAAACGACCCUUCCACGCUUCACCCAAACGUUCGACGAUAUGCAUGAUGACGUCGUAUUUGGUUUCCUCAGGCUCGCAUCGACAAACGGCAAGAUCCACGCACAUUCUGUACACGCAAACACUGCGGAGCUGCUCACCAGCAACGGCGAGGUUGCUGGUGACUUCAUGGCGAGCCAUCUCGAGAUUGUAGCAUCAAACCAGCCUAUCAAGGCGAACAUCACUAUCAUCGCAGAUGACACGAACAAUGGCACGCUCAAACUGAAGUCUUCCAACGGGGAGAUCCACUCAACCGUGACCCUGCUCGACGCGCAGCCCGCCUCCGGCGAGGGGACGUUUAGCGUCAUCGCACGCACGACCAACGCCGCGCUCGAACUCGCCGUAGUCGACCUCCCGCUCGACGCAGACGUCCACGUGAGCGCGAAGACGUCUCAGGGCAGCGCGACGCUGCGCCUGCCGCACACGUUCGAGGGCGACUUCCAGCUGCGCACGUCAAACUCGUUGCCGGACGUGCUCUUCGGGCCGGGCGUGCGCGACCCGAGCGGCAGGGGGCGCGUCAGGCGGAUGUCGAAGGAACGGGUGGGCAGGAACAGGAUGAUCGGGGCGGUGGGGUGGGUCGGUCCCGGGGUCUGGCCGAGAGAGCCCUCGGAUGAUCAGGAGGAAGUGCGGCCACGGCAGGGUCUGCGGGAAAGAGUGCGAGAGCGCCAUGACCAGUAUCUCCAGCUGGCUAGCGCGCUCGGAGAGAAAGAGGGGCAUCGGGACGCAGGUGUGCAGACGUCGGACGAUGAUUGGGACGUAGAGUGGCAAGGAGGAAGUGCUGCCCCGCGCGGGGGAAGACAUCUCAGCAGCUCCGCGCUUGUGGUGACUUCGAACGGGCCAGCGUUGUUGGAUCUAACAUGA